Molecule: messenger RNA, 1254 nt
Organism: Lachancea thermotolerans CBS 6340
Lineage: Eukaryota; Fungi; Ascomycota; Saccharomycetes; Saccharomycetales; Saccharomycetaceae
Gene: PEP4
Product: proteinase A
Exons: 1
Coding region: 1-1254 (417 amino acids)
Cellular component (GO): fungal-type vacuole
Molecular function (GO): aspartic-type endopeptidase activity
Source: RefSeq, a predicted model, not a curated record
AUGCAUUUGCCAUCAUUACUAUCAUUGGCCACUUUGCUAGUGGCGAGUUUCAACUCCGCAGAAGCUAAGGUGCACAAGUCGAAGGUGUACAAAAGCAAGCAACAUAAUGACGGCAGCGAACUUGGCGUCAUGAUGAGCGUUGCCAAUCUGCACCAGAAGUACCUGUCGCAGUUUUCCAAGGCGUACCCUGAGGUUGACUUUGCUUCCCACGCAGGAAGCGGCAUCGGGUUGGGUGCUGUGGAGCAAGAUGUCCUUUCUGCGAUGGGAGGUCACGAUGUUCCCCUGUCAAACUACUUGAAUGCGCAGUACUUCACUGAGAUUACACUGGGAACACCUCCUCAGAGCUUCAAAGUAAUCCUUGACACAGGGUCGUCGAACUUGUGGGUUCCAAGUGACGAGUGUGGAUCGUUGGCUUGCUUCUUGCACUCCAAGUACAGCCACGACGCGUCGUCGUCUUACAAGGCCAAUGGUACUAACUUUGCCAUCCAGUAUGGCUCAGGCUCCCUGGAGGGCUACAUUUCACAGGACACCCUGAGCAUCGGUGACCUAACCAUCCCUAAGCAGGACUUUGCGGAGGCGACAUCGGAGCCAGGGCUGGCUUUUGCCUUUGGCAAGUUCGACGGUAUUCUGGGUUUAGGCUACGACACAAUUGCCGUCGACAAAGUGGUUCCUCCUGUCUACAAGGCCAUCAACGAUGGAUUGUUAGACGAGCCUAGAUUUGCUUUCUACCUCAACAACGCCGACGACUCGGAGGAAUCCACCGGCGAGGUCACUUUCGGAGGCAUCGACAGCUCCAAGUACAAGGGCAACAUCACGUGGCUGCCUGUGCGCCGCAAGGCCUACUGGGAGGUCAAGUUCGACGGUAUUGGGCUCGGUGACGAGUACGCUGAGCUCGAAGGCACUGGUGCCGCCAUCGACACGGGUACCUCUCUGAUUGCGCUGCCAUCUGGGUUGGCUGAAGUUUUGAACGCUGAGAUCGGCGCCAAGAAGGGCUGGUCAGGGCAAUACACUGUGGACUGUGAGUCGAGAGACCAGCUCCCAGACUUGACCUUCACCUUCAACGGCAAGAACUUUACCAUCUCGGCCUACGACUACACUUUGGAGGUGUCCGGCUCUUGUAUUUCUGCCUUCACUCCUAUGGACUUCCCCGAGCCUGUGGGACCUCUCGCCAUUAUCGGUGACGCCUUCUUGCGCAAGUUCUAUUCCGUAUACGACUUGGGCAACAACGCGGUUGGCUUGGCCCAGGCCGUUUAG